AUGAAGCUCAAAGAGAUCAACCGCACAGCUAUCCAGAGCUAGAGCCCAGCACAGCACCAUCCUGUGUACCUGGCAGCAGGUACAUCAGCCCAGCAGCUGGAUGCCUCCUUCAGUACCACUGCCUCUCUGGAGAUCUUUGAGCUGGACCUGGCUGAGCCUUCUCUGGACAUGAAGCUCCGCGGAGCAUACUCCUCCUCUCACAGAUACCACACGCUGGCGUGGGGUCCCCACGGCAUGGAUGCAGAGGGUCUCCCGUCCGGAGUGCUCAUUGCAGGGGGCGAGAAUGGUGAUGUCAUCUUGUACGACCCGGCCAAGAUCAUUGCUGGAGACAGUGAUGUUGUCAUCGCUCAGAGCGACAAACACAUCGGGCCGGUCAGGGCCCUUGAUGUCAACUCCUUCCAGACCAACCUGGUUGCUUCAGGAGGUAACGAAUCAGAGAUCUACAUCUGGGACCUGAACAACUUUGGCUCCCCGAUGACACCAGGCCCUAAAACUCAGCCUCUGGAGGACAUCAGCUGUGUGGCGUGGAACAGACAGAUCCAACACAUCCUGGCUUCAGCCAGCCCCAGCGGCGGCGCCUCCAUCUGGGACCUCCGCAAGAACGACCUCAUCAUCAAAGUCAGCGACCACAGCAACAGGAUGCACUGCUCUGGGCUGGAGUGGAACCCAGAGGUAGCUACUCAGCUGGUGCUGGCCUCAGAGGAUGACCGGAUGCCAGUGAUCCAGAUCUGGGACCUGCGUUUCACCGCCUCCCCUCUCAAAGUCCUGGAGAACCACACACGGGGUGUCCUGGCCAUCGCCUGGAGUUUGGCUGACCCUGAGCUGCUACUGAGCUGUGGGAAAGACAACAGAAUCCUCUGCUGGAACCCCAACACUGCAGAGGUGCUGUAUGAGUUGCCUACCAGUACCCAGUGGUGCUUUGACAUCCAGUGGUGUCCCAGGAACCCAGCGGUGCUGUCGGCAGCAGCCUUCGACGGACACAUCAGCGUCUACUCCAUCAUGGGGGGCAGCAGCCAGGCUGUCAGCCAGACACAGGCAGACACAAUCAGCAUGUCGUUUGGCAACGUGGAUCCGUUUGGAAUGGGCCAGACCCUGCCCCCCCUGCAGCUUCCCCAAGCCUCCCCCUACACCAUCACCCCCUUCAAAAAGCCCCCCAAGUGGAUCCGCAGGCCCAUGGGGGCCUCCUUCGCUUUUGGUGGUAAGCUCGUGUCGUUGGAGAACAUUAAGCCCAGCCCCCAGCACCCUCAGCAGCCCACGGCCCAUGUGGUUCACGUCAGUCAGGUGAUCACCGAGACGACCUUCCUGGAGCGCUCGGCCCAGCUGCAGGCCACGCUGACUACAGAGAGCUUCACUGACUUCUGCCAGGAGAAGAUCGAUGCUGCCCAAAACGAGUUCGACAAGACCGUCUGGUCCUUCUUAAAGGUGAACUUUGAGAAUGAUUCUCGUGGAAAAUACCUGGAGCUUUUAGGAUACAAGAAGGAGGAGCUAGCAUCAAAGAUUGCAGCAGCAUUAAAGGGAAAACCUAUUCAGCCUGAGGAGGUACAGCCCCAGCUACAGCCUGUACCUGACCUCACCAACCUGCAGCCAGUACCCGGCUUUGACCCGAUGCCAUCAGUCCCCACCCUGCAGCCUCUAGCCGACCCUGGACGACUCCGCUCUGCCGACCUUCCACCUGAUGACGCAUUUGACCUCAUCGCUGGUACAAAUCUCCAUCCAGCAGUGGAACUGGAACUCAAACCUGCUCCAGAACCGGAAGAUCCGUUUGACCUCAUCGCUGCUGCAAACCUCCAGCAAAUAGCGGAACUGGACGUGACCAAGUCCCUGGAACCAGUGGAAGCAGAAGUGGACCUGGCAGAGUCUCUGGAAGCAGAAGUGGACCUGACAGAGUCUCUGGAAUCAGUGGAACCAGAAGUGGACCUGGCAGAGUCUCUGGAAGCAGAAGUGAACCUGACAAGGGAUUUGGCCCUUGAGGCUGAAGCUGAGCCCAAGGCCCAGGAAGAGAUGCCAGUAGUAGAAGAGAUUCCUCUGGAGGAGGAGGAGGCAGCACCAGUGGAAGUAGAGGCCAGCCUCCCUGAGGAAGCACCAGAACCAGCUCCAGUCCAAGAGGGCGUUAACCUCGGUGUCAGUCAAGGCAUGGACGGCCUGAUCACCCAGGCCCUGCUGACCGGGGACUUCGAGGGCGCCGUGGAACUCUGUCUCCAUGACAACCGCAUGGCCGACAGCAUCAUCUUGGCCAUCGCUGGAGGGGCGGAGCUUCUGGAGAAAACACAGAGGAAGUACUUCACCAAGACUCCCAGCAAGAUCACCAAGCUGAUCAGUGCAGUGGUGAUGAGGGACUGGUGUGAUGUGCUGCAGACCUGUGAGCUGCAGAACUAGAAGGAGGCUCUGGCUGCAGUCAUGACCUACGCCCAGCCUGAUGAGUUCUCCUCUCUGUGUGACCUGCUGGGCUGCAGACUGGAGGCUGUGGAGGACAACAUGCUGCAGGCUCAGGCCUGUCUGUGUUACAUCUGUGCUGGGAACUUGGAGAAACUGGUGUCCUGCUGGACCAGAGCACAGGACAGACACUGCCCUCUGUCUCUGCAGGACUUGGUAGAGAAGGUGGUGGUGCUCCGCAAGGCGGUAGAGCAGACCCAGGAGUCUGGUCCCUCUGCUGUGGGGCUUCUACUGGGGGAGAAGAUGAGUCAGUAUGCCAGCCUGCUGGCCUCCCAGGGCAGCCUCACCACUGCCAUCGCAUACCUGCCACAGAACACAGAGCAGGUUGCGGUGCAGCAGCUGCGUGACCGUCUCAGCAGAGCUCUGGGCCAACAGGCUCUAGCUACAGCCCCGGCUCCAGUAGCCCAGGGCCAGCCCCAACCCCCAACCCCCUUCUUCGCCCCCCAGCCCACCGAUGCCCAGUCCAGGAAGCUCUUCACCCCUGCCCAGCCUCCUAUGGUGCCCCAGCUGCCCGCUCCAGCACCAGCCCGUGUACCCGUCGCUGCCCUCGCAACACAUCAGUUUUACCAGCCGGUGAGGUCUGCCUCUACAGUGACCUCCUGGAGUAACCAAACUCCCACAGCUUUCCCCAGUGUCCCUCCUUCUCUAGGCCCUGCCACCACAGAGCCCAAGGCUGAGCCGACACCCCCCAUGUAUGGGACGCCUCCCCCUGGGUCAGCUGCCCCCCCAGCCUCCUCGGCCGCCGCAUACCCCCCCAUGUUCUCACAUCAGUACCAGUCCUUCCCUCCCGCCAGCCAGUACAACCCUGGCACUGGUGGCCCAGCUAUCUAUUCACCUCUUCAGUACUCUGCUCCUCCUCCUCCCUUCUCACCUCAAGCCCCAGCUCCAGGGUUCAUGCCCCAGUACACUCAACAACCCCUCUACCAGCCUCCUACCAUGGGCCAGCCUCUGUCUUCCGCUCCUCCUUCUCAUCCUCAUUUCUCUCCUACUUCCUCCUUCUCUCCUCCACUGUCCUCUGGAGCGUUUUUCCAACAUGGCGGGCCGGGGUCGCCUGCCUCGUACAUGCUGCCUCCUCCACCAACCGGAUCGUCAGGCCCUCAGAACGGCUGGAACGACCCUCCUACCCUGAGCAGAGUGCCGAAGAAGGUUCCAGAGAACUACAAUCCUCCUGCUCCCAUCUUUUCCCCCCUGGGUGCCGGGGACCCCCAGUCCCAGCAGCCCCCCCAGCCCAUGGCCCCAGGCCAAGCCCAGAACCAGGCCCCAUACCAGGGCAUGCAGCAACAGCAGAUGGCCCCCCCACCCAUGAACCCUGGCAUGCCCAAGACACAUGGAGGGAAUGUGGAGGGAGCGCCCGGAGCCCCUACUGCAGAUGUCAUACAGGCAUUGCCGCUGCAGUCCAUCCCUGCUGAGCAGGUCACAAAGAAGCCCAUCCCUGAGGAGCACCAGGUCCUGAAGAACACCUUUGAGGGCCUCAUUCAGAAGUGCUUGGUUGCUGCCGCAGACCCCCAAACCAAGAGGAAGCUGGAUGACGCCAGCAAGCGCCUUGAGGCCCUCUACGACAAGCUACAAGAGCAGACACUCUCCCUGGCCAUCGUACGAGGCCUACACAACAUGGUGCAAUGCAUCGAGUCUCGCUCCUACAUGGAGAGCCUCAACAUCCACACACACAUAGUGAGUAGCAGCAACUUCAGCGAGACGUCUGCCUUCAUGCCUGUGCUCAAGGUGGUGCUGACACAAGCCAACAAACUGGGGGUCUGAGCAGGAGGAGAGACCCUCCCCCACUCCUCUGAGUCUGGGGUGAGAUGGAGAAGGAUUGGGCAGGGAUUGAUGAUGUCAUAAAAAAAAGACCAGAAAGUCAAUUUGUGAGCCAGGUGGUUUUUUGUUGUUGUACUUUUUACCCCUUUUUUUCUCUCCAACUGGUAGUUACAGUCUUGUCCCAUCUCUGUAACUUCCGUACGGACUCGGGAGAGGCGAAGGCCGAGAGCCAUGCGUCCUAUGAAACACCACCCUGCCAAGCUGCGCUGCUUCUUGACACACUGCUCGCUUAACCCGGAAGCCAGCCGCACCAAUGUGUCGGAGGAAACACCGUACACCUGGCGACCAGUGUCAGCUUGCAGGCGC
This is a messenger RNA of Salvelinus namaycush (lake trout), 4554 nucleotides long. RefSeq names its product protein transport protein Sec31A-like. Gene Ontology annotation, biological process: COPII-coated vesicle cargo loading; intracellular protein transport; endoplasmic reticulum to Golgi vesicle-mediated transport. Lineage: Eukaryota; Metazoa; Chordata; Actinopteri; Salmoniformes; Salmonidae. Gene Ontology annotation, molecular function: protein binding; structural molecule activity. The record is from RefSeq and is a predicted model, not a curated record. Gene Ontology annotation, cellular component: endoplasmic reticulum exit site; COPII vesicle coat.